Molecule: messenger RNA, 9572 nt
Organism: Varanus komodoensis (Komodo dragon)
Lineage: Eukaryota; Metazoa; Chordata; Lepidosauria; Squamata; Varanidae
Gene: TNFRSF1B
Product: TNF receptor superfamily member 1B
Exons: 10
Coding region: 6075-8021 (648 amino acids)
Biological process (GO): intrinsic apoptotic signaling pathway in response to DNA damage; positive regulation of myelination; regulation of T cell proliferation
Cellular component (GO): membrane
Molecular function (GO): tumor necrosis factor receptor activity; tumor necrosis factor binding
Source: RefSeq, a predicted model, not a curated record
CACCCGCACCGAUGGGGCCUCAACCACCUCCUGGGGAAGCCCAUUCCAUGCCCUCGGGGUCCUGACUGUCACGAAGUGCUUCCUGGCAUCCAAAUUGAGCCUUGGCUCCUGAGCUUGGCUCCUUUGGAAGACACGGCCCUUAAUUCCUGCCAUGUUUUUCUGAAAAAUGAAAACUUGAAUUCGCACUCACCCCUUCGUUCUGCCUAGCCCUAAGUUGCUCACUUUUAUAAAUCUGCCAGAUAUUUUUGUUCUUCACAAAUGUGUGUGAUUAAGUUGGAUCUGAUUUCCUCUGUUUCUUAAACUGCAAAGUUCAUAUUUCCACCUCUUUCUUUAUUGCACAUAAAAGCAACAUUUCCUCAGAGCUGGUUCCCUGCAGAUGUCUUGGGCUGCAGCCCCAACUGGGGAUGCUGGGAUUUGUAGUGCAGCACAUCUGGAGUGCCCCGGAGUGGGAAAAGUUGGACUGGAGUGUAAGAGUAGGACAGGGGAAACUCCCCCCUCCCCCGUGGUGUGCAUGCCCGUAAAGAAAUCUUAAUUCACCUGCAAACUCCACUGUAUGGUCUUUGCGUUACUCCCUUAUUACCUUUCACCUUGGCCAACCUUGAAUGAAGACCAGGAGAUGAAUCAUAUUCAACUAGUAAUUCAGUGCAUGGAAGAAGCAAGCAAAAUUCUCUGUGUUCUCCCCCCGCCCCCCCCACCCCGGCCCGGCAUGGGUUGUAUGGAGGCGGGAUAUGGCAAACAGAUGAAUUACAGGAAGUGUGACUCAAACCUUUCUCUAAAGUGCGACUCUCACGUUUAUGGCUGUGUUUUGGAAAGCCGCUGAAGUAGCAGUGCAAAAAUUCACCAGCACCCACUGUGAUGAGUCAGGAGACAAACAGCUGAGGCCGGAUAAGCUUCAUAAUGUCUGUAGCUCAUCAGCUUUCGGGAGAAAUGGAAUAGUUUGUUUUGCAAAUUUGAGGACAAAGACAGGUGAGGUUGUCUGCUCCUUGCUGACCCUCUGGAGAACAUUGUCCGCAGCUCCCAGGGUUUGUUGGAAGGUAGCAAGGUUGAGUGGUUUGGUUCUGAACGUUGGCUAAAGGCCAAUGGGCACCUGUCCUGUACCUGCCUGUCACCUUGCAGAGUGGAUCCAAGCUCUUUCAGCAGUAUCCGCUAUUCUCCUCCUGGAGCGGGCAAGGAAAGCCAGCUUCUGCCAGCCCCUGCAGACAGAGAGCAAGAGGAUGGGGCCUUCAGGACAGAAGGUGAGGCUCACGCUAGUUUUAUCACAUUUCGGAGCUUGUGAAAUGAUGUAAUUAAGCAUGUGGAAGCUGGGUAGGGGUUUUAAUAAGGUCCCUAAGUCUGGAGCUGCUGCACCUCGGGGGAUCGUCGCAUGACAAGCAGGUCCAGUAAAGUCAGAACGUCAUUGUGAUGUUUCAACAAGUCUUAUCCAAUUUGCGACGAUGCUGUUAAUGAAAUCCUCCAAAACAUCCCAUCCUUGACCUGCCUGCUUAGCUCUUCCACGUUUUUCCUGGAUGGAGUCCGUCCAUCGCAUAGCUGGUCUUCAUCUUCUCCUGCCUUCAGCUUUGCCCAGCGCGAUUGCUUUCUCCAGGGAGCCUUGCCUUCUCACGGUAUGUCCAAAGCAUGAUGGCUUCAGUGUGGCCAUUUUUGCUGCUGGAAAAGCUCGGGCCUGGCCCGACCUACAACCUCUUUCUCUCAGCCCAGGGUCUUUGCAGACCCCUCCUCCAGCACCAUGGUUCAAAUGCAUCCAUUUUCUUCCAGUCAGAGUUAGAAUAGGCCCAUUAAAAUCAACGGUGAGUUGAUUGCAGUUCAGCCCAGAUUCAACCCUUAGAUGACCUUUCAGGGCCUUUCUGUGCUAGCAAGAUUGCAUUUAGCAGAUUCAUCAUGGCUUCCCACAAAGCAUCAUGGGAGGUGAGGUUUGGCCAGGAUGCUGAGAUUUUGCUCAGAGUCCCUUUCCACUCCUCUGCUCCGCACCUGACCAAAGACAGAACCCUCCCCGGGAAGAGGGAAUGGCGAUUACGCCAAAGGAAGUGUUGCAGAGCAAAAUACCAGAUGCCUUUGGCAUCCCUCCCGGUGCCGAUCCCAGCUCUUUUCCCCUGUGGGUCAAGGAAAUGGGGCUCAGAUACACCUGACAACGCUUCUGCUGGGGACAGCUUGCAGUCUCUCCUGAUCCCCUCUGGGCAAAGCAAGGGGCUCCCAUGUUUGGGCUGGCCCACCUUUUACGGAGGACAAUUCACUGAUCCUUAAUUCUAAGCACUUGGCUUUUCCUACAUCAAAAGAGUUUGGGCUGCCCUGUAAGUUGUGUUGACAGCAAAAAGUGUCAAGCUGGGAAACGGUUCCAGCUUUCCUGCUUGGGAAAGGCCUGCGAACAAAGCCCUGCCUUCAGGACGGAUCCUUUCCUUGAGGAGCCUCAUGGGAAGCAAAUCAUUCUGACUUGCUAACUGCCCUGUGCUGUCCCUCCUUCCGCAUUCGGUGUGUAAUCCCAGGACCCCAAAAGUUUCCUCCACCUUCCUUUUGUUCUGACUUGGCUUUCCCACCAUUCCAGAUGGCAUGUUUCUUGAGGUACCUCUGCAAAGGUGCAGGAUGUAACUUCUACCUGUGGCCAGGUGAGAGAAACCCACAUUGCAGGACCGCUCCCAGUUCAGGUGCAGGAAAGCUGAUACGGGGCAGAGUCCUCGCAUGGCUGCCCCAUACCUAUUUUCCCAGGCCUUUUUCGUUUUUGGGAUCUCUCCAAUGCCCCAUGACUUCCUGAAUCUCAGCACACUGCCAGCAUCACACCGGCCUCUUAGGUUACUUCUUGGCUUCAGUGUCCUUCCCUGCCUCUGAUGUCUCUUUUGUGACCUUCUUUGCAUUGCAAGCGCCUUGCAACAGAGAACUGUUAUUUGUUCAAAGCUACAUGUAUAGAUAGCCACAUACAUAGAUUGCACUCUGCGAAUAUCAAUCCUCAUGAUAUAUAAUGCCUGAAAGCGUCACCGACUCCCCUGGCAAAGAAAAUCAGGAGCUAGCUGCACCAUUCUUUCUUCCUGGACUGAGAUCGUAAGAAAGGUGCUUUCUUCCCCUGGGUGUCUUAGCAAAGGGCCCACCUGGGCAUGGCAUCUGAACCUUUAAAGCUGUGCUCUGGAUCUUCAGAGCGGCCCCGAUUUCUGUCACCUGCCUUGAUACAAGCCUGCAUCUCACCUCCAGACUUGCAGCUCCUGAGAGUCCUGAAGAGUUCUCCUUUAGUGGGCUCAAGUGUUGAAUGAAGGCAUCAGCCUUUUCAACCAGAAGAGAGCUCGCCAUAUCUCCUUCCGCAGUCCAUGCACUGUGUUCCUUAGUCCAGAGUCCAAAAUUGCUUAACAGAAUCACAGUCACCUGAUGCACACCUGUCAUCUCGCAGCCUACCUGUUCUGGCAGAAGCCUCUCCAGGUUGCACUGUGUCUGGGCCAUUACAGGAAGAAAGGCCACGACAACGAGAUGAGCCAGCGUUUCGGCUGAACAGAUAUCGGGGGUUCGGCUGAACUCCUUCCAAGCUGGGCCAGGCCUCUUACUCUGGGGGAAACAGGAGUGGGGCGGAGUAAGCAGUGAGAGCUGAAUGUGGGGCAGGUUAGCAGGAUUGUGUGUCUGGAGCUCUGCAGUGGUCGUUCUGGCAUGCACCUGCCUUUUGUGCGAUCCCUGUGGCCCAAUUCUGGUGGGUGCAUGGUCCUCCUUAGCCUCAGGGCUUGUGCUGGGCUAGUGGAAGGUAAAGAGAUGUGGGAGGAAACUGUGGGGUUUCUGGCUGUCUAGUGUCUCGCAUGUCUUAAAAACCCACAAAUUUACUGUGACAUAAUAAGCUUUCACAGGUGGGAAUCCACUGCUCAGAACACAUUGAAAGACGGUGCUUUUCAUGUAACUGGAGAAAAAUGGCACUUGUGGAAAGAAAGGUGGAAAAGCCCUAAAGCUCUUUGGUGCUUUCCUUCCCCUGAUCCAUAUACAUUUGUAUCCAUGGAGGUGCCCUUAGGAGAUGGGGUCCCUGAGAGACACACCUCGCCCCGGGGAAGCUGAAUCCAUGAAAAUGCGUCAAAGGAGCCAUCUCUUGGUUUAUUAAGUAUAAUUGAAUUUUAACUGCCAGAAAAGGGGAGAGGAACUUGUAGGAUCAACCAUUGCAGAGACCAAACCAAUGUGGCUGGCUUUAAGUACUACUGUGCACCUUAAGUGGGGGGGGGGGGGCAGGGGGUGGUAAUGCUUAUGUUGCCCUUUUGUAUCCCUAUCAGCUUUCAUUCUGAGCUGUCAGGGGUCUGUCUGUGGUGCUGAAUCCCAUCCUCCAAACAGUUCAAAAUCCUGGAGGACUAUAGAAAGCUGCUAUAAAGCUCAGAAAAACAAGCUGCAGUUUUGUUGCAGAGGGAAAUGGGAUUAGUGGGUGGGAAAACAUGUUUAGGAUGGCAUCAUAUGGACUGUGUAAUCCUAAAUAUAUAUUGCUUUUAUUUAUUUAUUCAAAUUAUAUGCUGUCCCACUAACCAUAGGCUCUCUGGGUGGCAUACAUCCUAUUUAAAAUCCAUAAACAGCACAAGAACAAAACAAUACAGAACAUGACAAUCCACAGUUACAAAAGACCAAUAGCAGUAAAUCAUAAGCUAUCAAAAUUAAACCAAGAUAAGCAAAAUAGAAAUAAUAAAUUAAUAAAUAGAAUGGAUAUCUAAAACUCCAAAAUUAAGACAAGAACCAUUACAAUUUAGUUUAUACCAAUAUCUAGCAUUUAAAAAAACAUAUUGGCAGCAGCAUGUAAUAACAUAAAAAUUAAAAGUCAUAGUGACUACAGAGAGAUUUAGUUCCACUUAAGUGUUUGUAGAAGUUCUGUCUUCCUCUUUGGAAGAUGGAGGUUCGGCCUGUUUCUCCACCCGGAAGAUAACGCCACUGUUCGAAUCUACAGAGGAACUGGGGGAGCACAGGCUUCAGUCAUUUAAAAACCAGACAGCCAAAAACUAGGGCAGCCGUGCUUGCCCAUGAGAAAUUAUACCCAAAAUCCACAGUGAGGCAGUCCUGUUAUUACGAAGUCCGUUAGGGGGGUGAACAAAUUAUCAGGCGCUUUGUCCUGGGUACUUCCAUGUUGGUGAAGCGUAAUAUUGAACAUUAGGUGUAGAUUUCGGGAUUACAAGAAGUUAGAAACUAAGAAAUGUUUAAGUGAUUGAAUCCUGAAGCUAGCAAAGUUUAAGUAUUAGAAAGAAAGAAAGAAAGGGGUUCGAUUAGCAAUGGUCCCCUCUCUCUGCCCCUACAGAUCAGGGGACGCUGGUCAGUUCCAGUUAUGGGGCUUGCCGGUGGUUGGGGUGGGGCGGAAUGAGUGACGAUUACUCACGCGGUAAAUCCCACUGUGUUUGAGGGGGGUGUGCAAAAUGUCAUCUUGCGUGUCAUUUUGCAGCCUUGAAGCAUGCGUGAUUUAGUCCACAAUACUGUGCCAAAAACCUUCCUGCCCCAUGUGCCACAUUCUGUUUGCAGUGAUGUGGCACAUGCUCAGUGUGGCACCCAGCGCCUGGAUCCUCCCCAUCUGGAUCGGGGCCGGAAUAGCCAAGGAAAAGCGUGGGUGUGCCAAGCACAUGUUUGAAGUCACCACAAUCUGGGUCAUUGCACAACUCUGUCCUGAAACUACACCAGAAAUGCAUUAGUUUUCCUUCAAUAAAAGCUACAGGAUAGAGAUUUUUUAAUUAUGGACAUAUUUAUUGGACUGACAUUAUGUAAAUCAGCAUAUGAAAACACAUGUUGUGCUUUUGGGUUUUUUUUAAAGUCCAAUGGGCCUCUUUAGUUCCCCUCCAUCAUGCUGUUGGCUCCAAAAAAGUACUCAUCUCUAAGAAGCUUCCUCCCAUUGUUUAUUGUAAUUUUAGGGAGGAGAGGAGGGGAAAGAUAGGAAAUGACACAUUUUUAAAAGAAAUUCAAAUCAAGGGCACACCUUAAUCUCAAAGAGGAUUUUUUUGUUGGGUGGGGAGAGCGGGUACUUAAAUAGUCCCCAAUUAUUACGAUAAACUUUAAUCUCACAUCAGCACAAUCUAAAGGGGGGAAAACCCUCUUUCAACCAGCCGCUUAAAGAAACACACAGGAUCCAGUGCAAAUAGAAAUUAUCUGUUUGCUGCUGAGAAAUGUGCACCGUUGGUCCCAGGAGUAUUUCUUCUGGAAGGUAUUCCAAAGUCACUCCUCUUCUUACAGGAGUGCAGCAAAGGAUUGGUCCGGAUCGUCUUAUACACACGCACGCUGCCCCGCAACAGGGGGUACCAGCCCCCGUCCUGACGGGUCCCCAGUCCCCAUGCAACAUGAAAUGGAGGCCUGUGUCUUUUGACCUUAAGAAAGGGGGUCUGAAGGAGGCGCCAAGACCUGUGAGUGGGCUUUCCCCACAUGCGUGGAAUUUGGGGCAUGAGUGGGACGGCUCCAGAAAACCCCUUAAAGAGGAAGAAUGCUCUCGCAGAAGAACAGGUUUCAGAAUGAGUGAUGGGUGGGCUGCCUUUGAGCUUGUCACGGGCUGGUCUGCGAGCUGUUUCCCCGUCCGUCCGUCCGUCCGAGCGGCUGGCUUCGGCUGCCGCUUCCUCUUCAGAAUGCUGGCUGGCCAUUUCUUUCUCUUCACCCGAAAGCACGCCUGCCGCUCGAAAGUGCCGCGUCGUCGCCCUGCUUUUGCAAGAUUCUGCUGGCGAGUGCAGCCCUCUCGGAAACACUCGACUUUUCCACAGCUGCAGCUUCUGAUGUCAGAACGUGGGAGGCCCCGUCACUGUGGCUUUCUCAGUGAGCAGGCGUACCUUCUCCCAUAUACUCCCCAGAACCGGGAAGAAUGCAAGAAUCCACACAAGGAACACUUCGUGGAGGCCAUCAAUAAAUGUUGCAGCUUGUGUCCUCCAGGUUCUCGUGUGCUCAAGAGCUGCAGCGAGGAUGCCGACACCAAGUGCAUCCCCUGCGAGGAGGGGAUGUUUACCAAGACCUGGAGCAGAGCCGAACGCUGCUUCAGCUGCAGGCCGCAGUGCAACGGAGGGCUGGUGCAGGUGAGGGCCUGCAACCGGACACAGGAUCUGUUCUGCUGGUGCCCAGCUCAUCAGUUCUGCGGCUUGAAGCACUCCGACGAGUGCAUCUAUUGCCAAGCCUACACCAGGUGCGACAAAGGCCACGGAGUGGUCCAGCCAGGCUCCCCGACCAGCGACGUGCAGUGCGCUCCCUGCCCAGAGGGGACCUUUUCCGAUGUGGAAUCUGACAGCGCCACCUGCAGGCCCCAUCGGCUUUGUAAGUCCAGACGCUUUCCAGGAAGCAGCACCAGCGAUGCCGUUUGUGCUGAUCCCAACGGCUCUCCUGGCAUCUUCGUGACUCCUCCACGCAGCACGACGGUCGCGAAGCCGACCUGGGAUAAGGCCACUAAAGCGCCAACCCUGGACAUCAAGCAAGCCACUUCGACGGACCUUUCCUCCACUGUUGGUUGGGUGGCUGGAAUGAUGUUCGUCAUCGUUAUUCUCUUAGGAGGGGUUUUCUUGGUUUUUGCAUUUAGGAAAAGAGUUCACAAAUGUGCUCCACCGUGUGGCAAAGAAAAACAGGCAUGCUCUGCAAACGCGAAGAUGUCUGGCAGCUGGCCGCAGGCCUCGGGCCCGCUCAGCCAGGAGGAGCAAACCCUCCUGCAGACCUCCGCCUCCAGCAGCUCCUUGGAUAGCCCUCCCGGCUCGGACAAGAGCAGCGGCUGCAGCGUUGCCAGCGCCUUGCCCAGCGAGGAAGAGAGUUCCCAGGAAAGACCUCUGCCCGAUAGCCCCGGGCACCACGGCAGAACCGAGCUGAAGCCGUCCGGCAACCGAGGGACGCAUGUGAACGUGAGCUGCAUCGUCAGCGUCUGUAAUGCAGACCACAGCUUGCCGUUCCAGUCCCUGAGCGCCCCGGCGGCGGAUUCUGGAGGCUGCAGUUCGGCAGCAGAUCUUCCCUUGUCAAAGGAAGAAAGUGUCUUGAAGAGGGAGCCUGGAAGACAAAUCGCAGUUGAAGUGGAGGACAGUAUGGGCAUAUUUGAUUACAACGAGGGAAAGGCACUUCCUCUAAGUAUACAAGAUGUGGGCAUGAAGACGACGUGAGAACAUGGGCUGUGCCAGAGUCCCAAACAGUCACGAAGCGGCUGGAGAGCGUUUCUGCAAAGCUGCUUUUGCUCUAGAACACUUGUAAAAGUUUGCUCCUUGAAGCGUUGAGCCACUUGGCGUGGCUAGAAAAACUCAGGUGCUUACAGCAAUAUGCGAGACUUGGACUGGAAUUCGGGUUGUGAAAAUGUCUGUUGAUUCCUGUAUCUGUCAGGGUCGAAAUGAAACGGGGCCGUGACUGCGGUGGCAAUCCUGUGGUGAUCUGGAUGCCCGUCCAACUCACUGUAAAGCUACCUCGAAAACAGAAGCCCCGUAGCUUCCGUUCCCCGCUUGUUUCCCUUAAAUCAUCUCCUGUCUUUCUCGCUCCUCGGUGUCCUACUUGCUGAGCUUAGAGGAGCAUCUUUCACACUCAGGGAGAGUGGUGUGGUGGAAAUUAGUGACCUGCAAGGACGCAAUGGCCUUCUUGGCCCCUUCCAACUCCACUCUUCUACGAUUCUGUGAGCUUCGAUGCUAAUCCCAGACAAGCUGCCUGGGGAGCAAAUGCUACUUGUAUUUGUAGAUUCAGCUGUAGUUAAGUAGUAGGGCUCACACUUGGCCUUCUGCAGUUUUCUUACUCAGUCCCUAGCAUCUCUAGGCAGACGGCUGCUGCCAGUUAGUAGACAGUAUUAAACUGGAUGAAUGCUCUGAUGCAGGAUAUAAGGCAUCUUCCAAUGUUUCUACUUAGCUGCUCAAAAAGAGGAGUGUGGAUUUUUACCCACUCCUCAGAAGCUCAAGAUUAUGACAUGGAAUGCUAGAAUCCUCCGUCAAAAAAUUAUGCACAUGCCAAAGGGAUGAUGUAUAUUUAAAAGAAGUGAUAAACACCCUGCUUCCAAGUAGUAUGAAGAAAUGUUGUUAGGAAGAUGCUUGGUGUUUCUGCACAAGGAUUAGUCCUGGGAGGGGGUCUUGACAACAUCGUUGGCAAUUUGUGAUCCUCCCUUGUGCUUCUGCUGUUUCUCUUGGUCCUUUUUCCCUUACCAAAGAAAAGCCACAAAGAAGAGAAAAACAGAACGCGCCAUGUUUUCUGGUUGUUAGUGCUAGAAGUCUUCCCUCUGCAAAUACUGCAAGCUUGUCCUGUUGGUGGAGAGAAGCUUCAUUUUCCAUUUUUCUCUGGUCUAUUAAACUCCUUGAAAGACAGUUGUCCUUUUGCGUUCUCUUGCAUCUGCUCAGAGAUGCCUGGAAGAAAGCGGUAGCGAUUUUCGCUUUGUCAUUUGAUGUGUAGCCUAAUUUAUCUCUGAAAAUAUGCAAGCCCUUUUCAACUUUGCCUUGCUUGGCAGUGACUUGAGAAGUGGCUAAAUAACUAUAUCCUUAAGUGAAGUGUUGACAGUUGUGAUCAAGGAGAAACAAACUUCUCAUAACAUAACUAUGGGGAGGUUACUGCUUUUUUAAAAUCCUUGUCAGUUUCAUUCUGUGUCUAUAAACUUGCCAAACUACCCGAGACAAGCAAUGGCCAGAGCACGCAGCAAAUCUACAGGCUUGUGUUUUCUGUAAAUAAAUCAUGUUUCUGUAUUUCUA